CGGACGCUGGGGACGGUGGGAGCGGAUCCAUUUCCGGGUUGGUAAAAGGGGCGGCGGCGAGCGAGCGAGCGAGCGAGCAAGAGAGAGAGCGAGCUUGCCGCGGGGCGAACGAGCAGGACUAACCCAGGACUGAGGUAUAUGAAUGACCUAAAGCGGCAAAUAAAGACGGAGAGACAACGGUGCCAACUGGAGCAGGGCAAGAAUGCCAAUUCCUCCUCCCCCUCCGCCCCCGCCUGGUCCUCCCCCACCUCCCACAUUUAAUCAGGCAAACACAGAACAGCCCAAACUCAGUAGAGAUGAGCAGCGGAAUCGAGGCGCCCUCUUACAAGACAUUUGCAAAGGGACCAAACUGAAGAAGGUGACCAACGUUAAUGAUCGGAGUGCUCCUGUCAUUGAGAAGCCCAAAGGGAGCAGUAGUGGCUACGGCCCCGGAGCUGCUGCUGCUCUGCAGCCCAAAGGAGGUCUCUUUCAAGGAGGGGUGCCGAAGCUCCGACCUGUGGGAGCCAAGGAUGCUUCAGAGGCUCCAGCUGGUAAGCCGGCCCUGCAAGUCCCCAGCUCUCGAGCUGCUGCUCCAAGGCCUCCGGGAUCUGCAGCCAGUGGGCGUCCUCAUGAUGAUACCGACAGCAACCGAGCCUCCCUCCCAGAACUGCCCCGGAUGCAGAGACCCUCCUUACCGGACCUCUCUCGGCCCAACACCGCCAGUGGCACAGGCAUGAAGCACAGCUCCUCUGCACCUCCCCCACCACCUCCAGGGCGGCGUGCCAACGCGCCCCCCACCCCUCUGCCUCUGCACAGCAACAAAACCCAAGGCUACAACAGGGAGAAACCUUUGCCUCCAACACCUGGACAGAGGCUGCACCCUGGUCGAGAAGGACAUCCUGCUCCACCCCCUGUAAAGCCACCUCCUUCCCCUGUGAACAUCAGAACGGGACCCAGUGGCCAGUCUCUGGCUCCUCCCCCACCGCCUUACCGCCAGCCUCCUGGGGUCCCCAAUGGACCCUCAAGCCCCACCAAUGAGUCAGCCCCUGAGCUGCCACAGAGACACAAUUCUUUGCAUAGGAAAACGCCAGGGCCUGUCAGAGGCCUUGCACCUCCUCCACCCACCUCAGCCACCCCCUCCUUGUUGAGUAACAGGCCACCUCCCCCAGCCCGAGAGCCUCCUAGCAGGGGAGCAGCUCCCCCGCCCCCACCGCCCAUGAUCCGAAAUGGUGCCAGGGAUGCUCCCCCUCCUCCCCCACCUUACCGGAUGCAUGGGUCAGAGCCACCAAGCAGAGGAAAGCCCCCACCUCCACCCUCCAGGACACCAGCUGGGCCACCCCCUCCCCCACCACCACCCUUGCGGAAUGGCCAUAGAGACUCCAUCACCACUGUCCGCUCCUUCUUGGAUGACUUUGAAUCCAAGUACUCCUUCCAUCCAGUGGAGGACUUCCCUGCUCCAGAAGAGUAUAAACAUCUGCAAAGAGUAUACCCCAGCAAAACAAACCGAGCUGCCCGUGGAGCCCCACCUCUCCCACCCAUUCUCAGGUGAAGCCUGGCGUAGUCCUGCUCCUCAGGAAAAGGAUGGACCUCCUCUUCUCAGAUGGCCCCCCAACCCUAAUCCCUGCAUGAGAGCUCCUGCAGUGUUUCUCCAGUGCAACCAACCCUAGGCUCUGAGCAUCCUCCCAGCCCAGCUCCAUCUAUGCAUCUCCUCUCUGGACUUGGUGAUUGGACUCUUUCUAUUGGCAGUAGGGUCUACUCCCAUUUCCAUCUUCCAGCCCUGCCCGCCAGAGGAGGAGAGAGCUUCCACGUCUCCUGCUUUCUUCCAGGGAAAGGUGCCUUGUUAUGGUGAAUGGACUCACAUUGGGCAGGGCAGAAAGUGUAACCCCUGUCUCUGUCAUUCACCGAGGGCGAAGUGUGGUGUGUGCAUUAUAGCCCAUAGUUUAGGAGGUUGGUGUGGCCAGGACUUCUGAGGAGAGGUAGUCCAUGAUGCAGGGAGGGGGUUUGCAGAGAAGUGAUCUGUUUUAAAGGUCAGGUUACAGAAAGGACAAGGAAAUGGGUCUUCUUCAUUUUCAAGUGUUUUGGUUUUGUUCUCAUCCCCCUCCCCCAUCCCACGAGAUGAGCUGUGCAUACACACUAAGUACUGAUCCGUUAACUAACAGUUAAGGGCACCAAGCAACUGAGGCUCAUUUCAGAGCCAGUCAGCUCUUGUGCAGCUAAGGGCCAGGGCUGUCCAAGCUCUGGGACCUCCUGCCCCUUCCCCAGGGUGCUAGGCUGAACGGUGUCCCUUCCCGAUCCCACAAGAGAAGAGUCACUUUGUUGAGGGCAUUGUCUAUUCCCAAGUCACAAACCCUACAGACUUCCUAUAAGACAUGGAAAGAUAGGGCCUUAGCCACAGCCUCCUGAUGGCUUCAGUUUUUUCUGAUUAACCCUGAAGUGGCCAGCAGCCCGAGUCCUUCAGGCUUGGGGACAGCUCCAGGGAGACUAAGAAGGGAACCGGAAGCCCUAGCUUCAUGGCAGUGUCUGGCUCUUCAGGGCCAGUAAGGUCUUGGCAGCCUGCUCAUAGCGAGACUCUCACACCCAUCAGACGGCAGGCUCUUCCUGUUUCUCUUCCUGAGACUGCAGGGUUUAAGGCCACAGCGUAGGAAAGGGCGCUUCAGGAGGAAUACAGAGUCCUGCAAACCAAGAAGCACAAAGACAUAGGCAUGCCACCCGCCUGCCAUCCACAGGUGGGUCUUCCCUGGCGGCCAGCAAUACAUUGUUUCUCAGUCUUCCAAGGUGUAGGGAAACAGCACAGAAGUGGAUGUUCCAAUGGAGGCUGCCCUGUUGGCCAGGAAGUGUCUCUUCUCCAGUAGCAGUGUGGGGCCCCUGAACUCCACACCCAGAGAAGUUGGUUUCCGACAGUCCUGACCUGGGCACAAACUGCUCAGAUCUUACAUCACGGUAGGGAGACCAGGCUGUUCUCUGAGUUGGGUAGGGGAAGCUAGUGAAAAACUUCCAGAUACACCAUGGGGUUAAACUAUCGGAGGGACCGUCCUUUUUCCUUCUUAUUUUUAUUCUUAUUCUCCACCCACCCCACUCCACCCCCACCCCCUAAGACAGGGUUUCUCUGUGCAUUCCUGGCUGUCCUGGAACUUAUUUUCUAGACCAGGCUGGCCUCAAAUUCAGAGAUCCCCCGCCUCUGCCUCCCAGGUGCUGGGACUAAAGGUGUGCGCCACCACACCUGGCUCAUAGGGACCUUUCUAAUCUAGUGGACCAUAGGCUAAGGAUCUGUGUGUAGUGCCAGGUCAGACACAAAUCUUCUAGGACUGGAGAAAGUGGACCUAACUUAGUUCAUUUAUUUAUUGAGUGUUGCCCAUUGCCAGCUCUUGGACCACUUGGACUUUUGGGACAGGCAGUGGUUAGAUCUCACCGGACUUUUAAUUGUUCACUAUUUAUCUUCUUCUCAAAUCUGUUAGCAGUUAUGCUCCCAGCAUCCUAACGUGAACAAAGCGAAGAGAGGGAGAAAAGCUGACACUUAGAGAGUUCCAGGGUAGAUGCUAAUGGUUGAACUGUGAAGUCUUCCCAUUUGUUGUUGAAAUGGGAGCUGAUGCCUUUUGUACAAUGUUAUCAAAGUGUGAAACUUUUCCCUUACUGAAGCAUAGACCAUCAGAUAUAUAUGUGUGUGCGUAUUUAUGUAUGUGUGUAUAUAUAUGUAUAUACACACACAUAUAUAUUUGUAUACACACACAUAUAUCUACUCACAAAUAAAGCCAAACCCUGGCUUUUUUCUUGGGCUGAUGGUAUCUUCCUCAACUUGACCUGCCUCCCUUUCUAAUCCCCAGAAUCAGACUGUGUCUCGUGGGUAUUGAUGAUAUUUUCGUUGUCUUUGCCUGGUGGAACAACCACCAAAAAAAGGCUUGAAUUUAGAUCUGAGUGAGUGAGUUUGCUCCUCCAGUUGAUGGAUUGUGUUGAUGACACAACGCCUAACUUAAAUGUCUUUGCCUUAUUCAUCAUUUGGUCCUGCUGUUAAUAACAAAUUUAUUAUCAUGUAUAUUUGCUAUUGAAGAUGGGAGUGUGAUCCUCAAAAUUGUUGGUCUGUUUUAUAUGUUGUACACAGCUUGUAACGCAGGUUUAAGGUAGCCAGGCUGUGAGAACCCUGGCACUGUGCCCCUUUAAACUGUCCUUGAUGUCCUCAUGGGAAUGUCGUCUCUUCAGUGGAAGAUUGGGUGGUCUCAUGUUGAGGCUAUUACUUAGUCCCUUUAAUCCCCUUGCCCCCUCCCAAAGGGGAGAGACAUUGCCCAACUAAGCAGCCAGAAGCUCUGUCACAGCUUUCGUGGUAAUUUUCCCUAGUGGGAAACGCUGGAUGGCUGUUUCUUACUGCCCUGCCUGGUCAGGCGGUGGUUCUGAUUUUCAAAUGAGCUAGAUGCUCCUCUUUCCCUUUCUCCAGUCACCAAACCUGGACCAAAGUACUUCAUAUUCCAGGUGUGGAUUCCUCUCUCCUGGGGUUUGCUGCAGCUGCAGAGCCCUGCCCUUUUCACAGCCUUGGCCACUUGUGUGAGCCACUAGGGCCAUCCCAGCCUGAUGGACUGGAGGCGGUCCUCACCAGGAAUUCAAUUCAUUCCCUGCCCCCUUUCCUAGCCCAGGCAAAGAAACUAGUCACUGGCCAUUGCCCUGGGGGAAUCCCCUCAUGCAGUGGCUUCCCACCUCCAGGCUGAGGUGAGGGUGGGGAGAACUGUAAAUAGACUUGCUGCAGAGCAACUCAGGGUUGGGGGGUAUAUUUUAAUUCUCCUGAUCACUUGAAAAAUAAUCUGUGGGCUGAAUGCUUCUGGAGUGUGGGAGAAAUGUGACUCUGGGGUCCUUUGUCCUCUGAGGUUCUGGGGGUGGAAUGUAGGACUUCAGAGGCCCUUUGAUAGCAUGGCUGCGCUGUCUGUCCUUCUGGAAACCCAUCCUGCCAUCAGCUGUAAAUCAGAUUCUUCACAUUCCAGGUGUAAGCUUUCCCUUCCCUGUGACUCUCAGUCCCUAGCUACGUGGUCAGGGGGACUGUGUUAAACCACCCAAAUUUAGAGAAUGAGAGGGAAGAGAGGAGGCCAUUAUAAAUCUGCCUUCAAGACUCAUUUCUUGAAAACAAAAUGGAAAAAAAAAAAGAUAACCACCUUCAAUCACAGGCAAAAACAAAACCAAGAAAAAAAAAAGCAAACAAGCCAAAAAACCCAACAGCAACCAUUUAACUGAAGGAAGGGUCUGGUUCCGCUCCAUCCCGUGUUCAUUGUGCCUUUACUUGUGUUAGAUCUAUGUGCUUUCUUCCUCCCCUCUAUGACGUCAUUAAUUAAAACCUUCCUUGAUAACCGCUGUUUCCUUUCUGCUUCCUGUUUCUUACAGCUUGGUGGGUUUCUUCUCUGAUUGUCUUCCAUCUUCCUCGCCUGGUGGCAGAGGGGCUUAGCGCACACACACGCACCCUCUUUUUUUUUUUUUUCCUUCCUGUCUAACUCUCCUUUCCCACAGUUUCCAGCCUGGAAGUUACAGUCAACACUGAGUAAGAGACCAGAGUGAUUGUGUGCAUGUGCGUCAGUUUCUUUGAAAAAUAAUUUAUUGUGUGAUUUCCUUUGGAGUUUUUGUUCAGGUUACAGUGCUGCUCCACAAUAGCACGGAUCCCUGCACCCCCAGCCCCGGCAUAAAAUGUAUUAUCUGGUCUCAGGUUGGAUUCCUUGGUACGUUUCUUUCAGUGCCGUUUAUUAAACCUGAAAAGGAAAAAAGACAAAGGAAGACUCUGUGUGUUCUUGUCGUGAGCAAGACUGGUUCAGGUGACGGCCCCGAGAGGAGGAAACCCCAUUGUCUCCUCUUCUGGACAGAGGUGGCAGUUUGAGUUCAGGCUCCCUUAAGAAAGGACCUGUGGGUGGGUGUGGCAGAAGCACUUGCAGCUUUCUGGGGC
This is a messenger RNA of Mus caroli (Ryukyu mouse), 5887 nucleotides long. The record is from RefSeq and is a predicted model, not a curated record. NCBI's taxonomy places the organism in Eukaryota, Metazoa, Chordata, Mammalia, Rodentia, Muridae.